AUGGGAGCGCUUCCACAUGCCGUGCCAGGGACCAACCUUGGCGCGGUGAGGAUCCUCUCAGGGGCGUCGAGGGCUCCAGGUACCCUCCCAGAGGCGAUGGGAGCCCCUGGGCCCUUCCAAGGUGCGGCAGGGACACUCCCACGGGUGGCAAGGGCCUCUGUGACACUCCCAGAAGCAUCAGGAACCCAUAGGCCGCUUAUAGAGGCGACAGAGGCCCCUGAAACCUUCCCAGGUACAGCGAGGUCUCCUGGGAUCCUCCCAGGAUCGACGUGGCCCCUGCGAACCUCCCAUUGGGUGCUGGGGACGCCAGAGACCUUCUCAGGGGCAUCCAGGGCCCCAGGCACCCUCCCACAGAUGACGGGGGCACCUGUGACCCUCCCGGGAGCGACGGGAGCCUCUGUGACCCUUGCAGGGGUAGCUGGGAUCCCAGGGACCCACCCAGAGGUGGUUGGGAGCACUGGGACCCUCCAAGCAGCGGCGAGGACCGUCCCAGAUACGGCGAAAGCCCCUGAGACUUUCCAGGUGCGGCGAAGGGGCGGCCGUGGCUCCUGGGACCCACCCAGGUGCGGUGAGAAUCCUCUCAGGGGCUUCGAGGACCCUAGGCACACUCCUAGAGGCGACUGGGGCCCAUGGGAUCCUCCCGGGAGCGGCGGGAGCCCUAGUGACCCUUGCAGGGGCAGCGGGGACCCCAGGGACUCUCCCAGUGGCGGGUGGGUUUUUCUGGGACCCUCCAAGAGGCGGCGGGGACCGUCCCAGAUGCGGUGGAAGCCCCUGGAAGCCUCCCAGGGACAUCUAGGGCCCCUGGAACAUUCCCAGGAGCUGCAUAGUCCCCAUGGAACCUCCCAAGGGCGACUGGGGCCCUGGUACCAUCUCAAGGGCUUCGCGAGCUCCAAGGACCCUCCCAAAGGAAAUGGAGACCCCUGGGACCCUUCAGUGGCUGCACUUCCAGGGGCCGUUAAUCAUACAUGGCUCCCGGCCAGGUGUGACAGGGAGCCUCCCAGACGCAGCGGGAGCCCCUGGGACCUUACCAUGUGCGGCAUUGGCCCUUGGGACACUCCCAGGUGCGUCGAAAACCCUUCAGGGAGCGGUGAGGGCCCCUGGCACACUCCCAAGGGUGGCGGCGUGUCCAGGGGUAGAUGGAGGCCCUUGGAAGACUUCCAGGUGCGUCGCGAGCCCUCCAGGGUGUGGUGGGGGUCCCUGGGACCUUCCCAGGAGUGGCGGGGAUCUCUGGGACACUUCCAUGGGCGGGUGGAGGCCCGUGAAAGUUUUACAGGGAUGGCAGUGCCAUCAGGGAACCUCCCAGGGUGUAGUGUGGACACUCCCAGGUGUAGUGGGGGCCCCUCGGACACCCCAAGAGCCACCAAGGGCUCCUGGGAACCUCCUAUAGGUGGCAUGGGCUCCGCGACCUUCCCUGCUGCCGCAGGGGCUCCUGGGAUCCUCCCAAGGUCAGCGUGGCCUCUGCAACCCUCCAAGGGGCGGCUGGGGACCCCCGGCACCCUCACAGGGGCUCCGGUGGUCCUUGGGACCCACCCAGAGGCCCUUCCAGGGACGGGAGCACUCUCAGGGGCCCUCCCAGGGACGAUGGCGCCCCCAGGAACAGCGGCGCCCCAGAGGCCCUCCCAGGAACGUAAGCGCCUCCAACGGCCCUGCAAGGGAACGGUGGCACUAUUAGGGGCUCUGGCGCCCCCAGGGGCUCUCCCUGGGACAAUGUCGCCAACAGGGGCCCUCCUAGGAAUGGCAGCGCCCUAA
Homarus americanus (American lobster) is the source of this 1749-nucleotide messenger RNA. RefSeq names its product collagen alpha-1(I) chain-like. The record is from RefSeq and is a predicted model, not a curated record. Lineage: Eukaryota; Metazoa; Arthropoda; Malacostraca; Decapoda; Nephropidae. The transcript is spliced from 5 exons. The coding region runs from base 1 to 1749 and encodes 582 amino acids.